Moesziomyces aphidis is the source of this 1770-nucleotide messenger RNA. NCBI's taxonomy places the organism in Eukaryota, Fungi, Basidiomycota, Ustilaginomycetes, Ustilaginales, Ustilaginaceae. The record is from the annotation of a GenBank genome assembly.
AUGGCGACACUGGGAGCGACCGCUAAGAACGCAGGUGCGUCGCCCGAGGCAUCUACGAGCUAUCAGGCGCGUCUGCCGGACAAAAAGACCUUCAUCGCUACACUUUCCGGCGGUGCUUUCGUAGUCGGUCUUACGGGCGCAACGAUCUAUGGCCUGAGAAAGGCACGAUUGCAAGCGAUCAAGGAGGCCGAAGAACUCGCAAAGGCGGCUGCGACGUCGGGGCAGCUGCCAGGAGCAGCUACCGCGCGUGUACCGUCGUCCCUCUCACCACACUCGCUCGCCCGACCUGAGCCCGCAUCACCCGUCGAGCAGGCGUCAGGCUCCGAAGCGCAUGCCGAAGCAGAAGCUCCAGCAUCACAGGGCGCAUUUGCGCUCUUCCGCCAGAUGAACUCGGCCAUCCUAAAUCCGACUCAGAGAGCAGCUGGGACGGCAGCGCCUACAUCUGUGUUCGACGACGAGACGGGCGCGCUGCCCAGCGUGCUGCGUCGCAAACGCUCGCCAGCAGCAUCUAGCGCUAGUUCGACUAUCACGAGAGCUCCGACCGCGGAACAGGCUCCGAUCAUGGCGGCGGCGACCGCUUCGAGCACGACACUCACGCAUCCGAGCGACACCAAGAUCGACUACAGCGAGAUGGAUUCCACGCUCGACUUUCUCGGUCUCUCAUCGUCCGUUCCCGCCGACGAGCAGCAACGCAUGAAGGCGCUGGAAGAAGAAGCAUCGCGCGAGUCUGGACCCACAGGUUUCUUCCAGUCGCCCGUUGGCCUGUCUCUGAAGGCAUUCUUCAUUGCCACGUCGAUCGUCAGCUUCACGACGCUGGCAGGCGUCGAAGUGGCGAAGCGCGCAUUGGGCGUCGAAACGAUGGACGAAUUCGUCGUUGCCAUGACGCGCAUCGUGCCGAGUCGCCAGAGGGGCGAGGCGUCAUUGAAGGGCGUGGCUCCUCACAUGCAUGUCACGCGCGACGAAGCCGACCUGCCCUCGAGCGGCCAUCACGCGUCGGAGCCCAAGUCGGUUGACGAGGCGCUGACGGACCUGAGCCGCGCGGGCAGCUUCGAAGAAUGGGUAAGCACGCUCAAGACGCAGCUCGACAGCGAGCGCGAUUUCGAGGUGCAGCGUCGCUUUGCCGGUGCAUCAGCAGCGACCAACGACUCGAUCUCCACCUCGGAGCGAACGUAUGCGGUGCACUCACCCUUGGAAGACGUCGAACGCGACACUGGCACGCCCUCGAUGCUGCGCUCCGUGCUGGCCAUCUCCCCCGUACUGCCAAGCACAGCGUUUGGGCUGGGCCUUGUAUCGGGCGUGUUGACGGCGGGCAAGCGCGCCGGACUCGUGUUUAUGGCCGAAAACGCACACCGGCUGCCGGACACGGUGCAAGGGUGGUACUUUUACUCCAAGACCAAAAACUACAAGGUGAUGCUGGGUGCGGCCAAGGGUGGACUGAAGCAAGGCGUGCGGUUGGGAAUCUGGACCACCGGAUUCUGCCUGGCUGAGCGUAUGGCGGAGCUGACGCGCGGUGCGGUGCAGAGCCACUUCCGCUCUACGCCAGCGAUGGACGUACAGCGCAAGUUCAAGAUUCUGGGACACUGGACCGACGGUGCACUCGCCGGAGUGGUGACUGCCGCCGCAGCUACAACGCUGUACCAACUGCCACGGCCUGCAGCGGUGAGGGUGUUCCAGCUGGGAUUGUUGGCGGGCGCGGGUACCGGCGCCCUGAGAGAUGUGCAGGAAAGAUUAGUGCACAAGGAGAUCGGCGGUGUAGCUAGUCACACAUAG